Molecule: messenger RNA, 624 nt
Organism: Serpula lacrymans var. lacrymans S7.9
Lineage: Eukaryota; Fungi; Basidiomycota; Agaricomycetes; Boletales; Serpulaceae
Exons: 3
Biological process (GO): regulation of DNA-templated transcription
Molecular function (GO): DNA-binding transcription factor activity
Source: RefSeq, a predicted model, not a curated record
GUCUCUCGUCCUUCUUGCACGCUCUCCUCAUCCCCUGGAGCCUCCCUGGUCUCCACACCUCUACCCUGCAAGCACAGCUGACACAAUGAGAUCUUCCAAAUUAACGACUUCUAAUGACAAACUCCACUCUGAUGGUGCUUCAACUAAGAGUCUGACACCACAGAGAAAACAUCGCAAACUCUUGAAGGAUGGCACAAGCGAAGUCUGGCCUGAAGAGAUAGAGAAGAUAUUCGUUCAAGGAUUACGCCAAUAUUGGGAAUCUCCAUGGGCUACUUAUUCACGCGGCCGCAGUCGAUGGCGUAACCAGUUUCUGGUCGAUUACCUCCAGAAGGCUGGUGUAGAACGAUCGAAGAAGCAAGUGGCCAGCCAUAUCCAAGUCUUAAGAAAUAUGUGGAAGGGAGAACCAGAAUAUCAUCUUGUUGCUGGAGGAGAAGAAUUAUUUGUCGAAACUGGCUUGUUAGCUCACGUGAAAUCAGAGGAACCGUGUGACUCACACCUCUUGACCCCUCUUCAACUGGAAGAGAUGAGAUCUCACUCUCCGGCGUCGUUAUUCAUCACCGACUCACCACUCCUCUCACCGAGGCCUAAGCAUAUGUACCCACGCCAUUGUCAAUCCGUAGGCUC